UCUGGUCCUGUUUGACCGUCGUGGCAGUUUGUGUUAUGCGCUUCUUCUGUCUGUUUCGUAUCACACGCCAUCAACUACACCUUCCACAGUGACGCAUAGCGCUGUUCCAGUCUCCUUCCCCCUACCGGAGGCUUUUCCGGUUGUGACGGCUCCCUCCCCCUGCUCCGUUAUUUCUCUUAUCAACGAGCAAGGCGGCCAGGAUGGAUAUUGUGAAUCAGUUGGUUGCAGGCGGACAGUUCAGAGUCCUCAAAGUUCCCCUGGGCUUCAUCAAAGCUCUAGAAUGGAUCUUUGCCAUCUUUGCAUUCUCUACAUGUGGGAGUUACUCCGGGAUGUUUAAGAUGAGUGUGGAGUGUAAAAACAGGACCGAGAGCGACCUGAGUAUAGAAGUGGAAUUCGAGUAUCCUUUCAGGCUUCACCAGGUAUACUUUGACGCCCCGACCUGUAAAGGGGGUCCCCCCGAGCGUCUCUUCCUGGUUGGUAACUACUCUUCCUCGGCAGAAUUCUUCGUCACCAUCGGUGUGUUUGCCUUCCUCUACUCCAUGGCUGCCCUCAGCGUUUACGUCUUCGCCCUGGAGAAGUACCGGGAGAACAACAAAGGACCACUCAUCGACUUUGGCGUGACGUGUGUGUUCACCUUCAUGUGGUUGGUCAGCUCCGCUGCGUGGGCCAAAGGCCUGUCGGACGUCAAGGCGUCCACGGACCCUGAGAAGGUGGUGGAUCUGAUCUCAGCCUGCGAUGAGGAAGGGAACCGCUGUCGUGAAGUUCACGACCCCGUCAUGUCUGGACUCAACACCUCCGUCUGUUUUGGCUUCAUGAACCUGGUGCUGUGGGGAGGAAACCUGUGGUUCGUCUUCAAGGAGACCGGCAUCAUCGCCCCCUUCAUGCGUGCCCCUCCUCCCCAGGAGAAGCAGCCCGCCCCAGACUCGUACGGCCAGCAGGCGGGGUACGAGCAGGACCCCUACGCCGGUUCCCAGGGGGGCUACCAGCCAGAAUACAACCAGCAGCAGCAGGGGUACAACCAGGACGGUGGAGAGUACGGACAGGCCCCCACCUCCUUCGCCAAUCAGAUGUGAGGGGGAGGAGGAAAGAGGAAGUGUGGAGGCAGCUGGCGACUGAGAGUCAGCGGAGAGACUAGAGAGUGUGGUGCCUGAAAACUACAGUACCUACAAUGCCCCACUCCUUCCUGUGUGUUUGUUUGUGCAUAUGUCUGUGUGCUGAGUAAAUGAGGGAGGGAGGGGGGGUAGAGAGUUACCUAAACACAAAAAAAACCGGAAGGGAACAGGGAGAAGGGAGAGGGAUUAGAUGUUAGUUAUUGUAACUGGAAGAAAAAAAAGACAGUACAUGAAGAAAAACUUGAACACAGAACCAAAAUGUGGAAAAGAUUUAAAAAAUAAAAAUAAAAAUUGAUUACAAUGUUGAUAAUAUUAAUAUUAAAAUCUGAGAGAAUGUAUUUGUCUGUGCUUUAUAGAUGUCACUAUGAACAAAUAUAUAGACAAAUAUUUGGUAAUGCUAUGUAUGGAACUAUUCAAAUGUUUUGUUUUUUGAGUUUAGUAAAUAACUAAUCGUAACAAUAAUUCUGCCAAACACUGAUUGCUCCUCCACGCAACAGUUUGCACACUUUUUUUUAUUUUUUAAUUUUAGUACAAAUUCUUCUUUGUAAUUUGAUCAAAUUUGAUUUGAUUAAUCUACUUGUUUUUGUUGUGUUUCUACAUCGGUGAGAUAUAUUAUAGAGAAGACAUUGAUGGACUAAGACCAGUCUCAUUAUAGAUACACUGGCCAUUAAACAAAUCAAACAUGACCAAAAGAGUUAUUAAGGAAUCAUUGGUUUAUUGAUAUUUUUCUUCUCUCAGUCUAAGCUAUCUGAACCUUGUUUUGGUUGAACUUGUAAAGCCCAUGCAUUACAGUAGGAAUACAGUAAAGAACAUGCAUUACAGUAGGAAUACAGUAACGUCCAUACAUUACAGUAGGAAUACAGUAACGUCCAUGCAUUACAGUAGGAAUACAGUAACGUCCAUACAUUACAGUAGGAAUACAUUAUGAACUGCUAGAGGAGCAUGGGUACCGUUGAAUAUUCCAUCUAGUACCAAUGCCCCUCCUUUACUGUUCAUGUUUAAGUGGUGUUUCAUGCAAGUUGGUUAUAUUUUGGUUAGAAGUUUUGUGUAGAGUGGGACCCAGACACAGAUAAUCAGCUGUGUGUUGAGAUGGUAUUUGUGUAGAAAGCUGUAUUGGAUUCUAUCCUGUAGUAAUACAGUAUUUCCACCUUCCCUCUAUAUAUCUCUUACUUAGCUCUCUUUCUCUCCCGUUCCCUCGCUCCCUCUCUCUUUAUCCAUCUCUCUCUCUCUCUCUCUCUCUCUCUCUGUUAUUCUUUCCAACCUCUAUUCAAUCCGCGGAAGUUCAGCUUUACAGCUGAAAACAAACAAAAAAAUGGAAAGUCAAUUUUCCUGCUUUUAGCGGAGACCGCAUUCAAAUCAAAUCAAAUGUUAUUGGUCACAUACACAUGGUUAGCGAUGUUAAUGCGAUUGUAGAGAAAUGCUUGCAAAUAAUACAUUUCAAUUUUUAGAUUUUUUUUUUUAAAUGCUAAGAACGCGAAACGAGGCAACCAUCUCUGUCGGCGCCAUUUUACUACAUUCACGAUGAACAUUGAACGUGUCGACUCAAUCGGAAAUGACAUUUUACGUUUCUAUCACGUAAUCCAUAACGCUUCAGCUUUCCAGAUUGAAUAUAGAGCUAUUUAAUGUUAUGAUGAUGGUCUCUCUCUCUCUCAGUAUAAACCAUUUAGAAUAGAGUUUACAGUAAAACGUUUUGGGGUCUUGAACAAUUGAAAAGGGUUCAUCAUUUGUGACUUUACUUUGAGUUAAAAAUGUGUUUGACGCAUAUUGAUUACUGAAACAAUGAAACAUUCCCAAUCCGAUAGACAUUUCAAAUAAAUCCAAUAUGCAUUUGACAUUUUAACAGUAGAUUUUCAAACGUUUAUUUAUUUUUUAUUUAUUUUUUGCUGCUGCUGCUAUAAUUA
This is a messenger RNA of Salmo salar (Atlantic salmon), 3013 nucleotides long. The record is from RefSeq and is a predicted model, not a curated record. Lineage: Eukaryota; Metazoa; Chordata; Actinopteri; Salmoniformes; Salmonidae.